Chenopodium quinoa (quinoa) is the source of this 1458-nucleotide messenger RNA. RefSeq lists its product as uncharacterized. Gene Ontology annotation, molecular function: zinc ion binding; nucleic acid binding. The transcript has 2 exons. Lineage: Eukaryota; Viridiplantae; Streptophyta; Magnoliopsida; Caryophyllales; Amaranthaceae. The record is from RefSeq and is a predicted model, not a curated record. Bases 1 to 1458 code for a protein of 485 amino acids.
AUGGCUGGGGAUGAUGUUCCACCUCCACCGCCACCUCCUUUCACAGAAAUUAAACCAAAUUCACCAUUUUACCUUGGGUCGCAAGAUCGACCUGGGGAUUUUAUUACCCCUACACGACUCAAAACUGAUAACUAUGACGAUUGGGCUGCGGAUAUGCAGACUGCGUUGGAGGCUCGACGAAAAUUCGGCUUCUUGGAUGGCUCGAUCUUAGCCCCUGUACAUCCGUGCACUCAAUCAGAUUGGACGGCCAUCAACGCAAUGUUAAUUUCUUGGAUUACCAAUACCAUCGAUCCAGAGGUAAGGUCGUCCCUUUCUAAAUUUCGUGAGGCUAGACUUUUAUGGCAGCACCUCAAGCAACGUUUUGCUCAAACCAAUGGCCCUAGAAUUCAACAAUUAAAAUCAUCGAUUGCUAAGUGUGAACAAACUAGAUCGAUGUAUGUUUCUGUUUAUUAUAGUAAAUUGCAUGCUUUAUGGCAAGAAUUAGAUCACCAUGAACCUUUAAUUUCUUGUUCUUGCUGUUCGAAGUGUACGGCUGGGCAAUUGCAUGAAGCUAGGCGUGAACAAGCUAAAUUACAUGAUUUUUUAAUGGGUCUUUAUUCUGAUUUUUAUGCCUCUUUGCGUACAAAUAUUUUGUCUCAAGAUCCCCUCCCUAGUCUAGAUAGAGCAUAUCAAUUGGUGGUACAAGAUGAAAGAGUGCGUACGGCAAAGCUAGAGCAUGAACAAAAGCCUCCUGAUGCUCUCGGCUUUGCUAUACGAACAGGGGCAGGCAGGGGAGCUUCAGACCGUGGCCGUGAUGGUGGUACAGUGUGUGGUAAAUGCAAGAAAAUUGGUCAUGAGACUUCUAAUUGUUGGUCUGACAAGACUUGCAAUUAUUGUAAGAAGAAGGGUCACAUUGAGAGCAAGUGUUAUGAUCUUCAUGGUCGGCCCUCAUCGAUUGAUAAUGGUCAGGGGGGAGUGUUUUCAAGUGAACAGUGGAAGGCUAUUACGGGUUUGUUCAGUAAUGCUAAUGUUCCCGAACAUCGCUUGAAUGGUAAGUUUGAUGUUACCUCUUGGAUUAUUGACAUAAGGGCAACACAUCAUGUGACCGGAGAUGAAUCUUGGUUGUUUGAUACAAAGAGUUUUGAAUGUCCCGUUGGUCUACCCAACGGGGACACUGUUCUGGCUUCUUUGGUUGGUUCUGUUCGUUUGUCGGACAAGCUCACUUUAACUGGAGUUCUUUUUGUUCCUAAUUUGAGUUGUAAUCUGCUUUCUGUUUCACAAAUAACAGAUGAACUUAAUUGCAUUGUCCAAUUUAACCCUUAUAUGUGUGCUAUACAGGACCAAACGAAGGAGCUGAUUGGAACGGGAGCUAGGAGAGACGGACUAUACUAUUUUAGCAAAUCGGAUUCGGUGCAUCAUGUCGGUGUUGACAAAGAAAUUUCAAGCUUGGAGUUGUGGCAUCGUCGCAUGGGUCACUAG